Molecule: messenger RNA, 1718 nt
Organism: Apaloderma vittatum (bar-tailed trogon)
Lineage: Eukaryota; Metazoa; Chordata; Aves; Trogoniformes; Trogonidae
Gene: TRAF1
Product: TNF receptor-associated factor 1
Exons: 11
Biological process (GO): tumor necrosis factor-mediated signaling pathway; positive regulation of JNK cascade; regulation of apoptotic process
Cellular component (GO): cytoplasmic side of plasma membrane; plasma membrane signaling receptor complex
Molecular function (GO): tumor necrosis factor receptor binding; zinc ion binding; ubiquitin protein ligase binding
Source: RefSeq, a predicted model, not a curated record
UUUUACGACUUCAGGAAAGUCGCUGUAAACACAUCGGUGGCUCAGUUUCUGCAUUUAACAAGUGUUACUGGCUGCUGGGAAUUGGAGGUGGUUGGGGAUUUACUCUACAGGAAAUAAUUCUGUGUGAUGUGGACCGCUCUGACAGUAGUUUACUUCAGAUGGCUGAGAAAACCAGAGGCCCGCAGGAUGUCCCCCCCGACUCUUCUCCUGAUGAAAAUGAAUUUCCUUUCGGAUAUCCCACUAGCAUUUGUGAGGAUGUGCCUCAUCAGAAGUACCUGUGCAGCAACUGCAAUAACGUUCUGAAGAAAGCCCUGCAAACGCUCUGUGGGCAUCGGUACUGCUCAGCCUGCCUCGCCUGGAUCGUACGAAACAAUAAAAAUGCGAUUUGCCAGAAGUGUAGAGAGGAAGAUCCCAGCACUUUAAGUGAGGGAAGCCUCUUGGCAGAAGAACGGGCUUUUGGUGAUGCUGCCAUUAAUAAAGAGAUCUCUGAACUCAAAGUACACUGUGUGACCCUUGGAUGCAGUUGGUCUGGUAUCAUGAAAAAUUUUGAAGACCAUCAGACUUUAUGUGAAUACGCUUUAAUCCCGUGUCACACUGGUUGUGGGCACGUGGUCAUGAGAAAGAAACUUGCGGAUCACUUGGAAAAUGGAUGUGUUAAUAAUGUGGCGAUGUGUCAGAAGUGUAAGCAGAGCUUAUCCAGCAGUGAGUACCAAAGCCCUUCUACACUCUUAACCGACAAGGAUGGGUGUCGUUUUUCUGAAGUCGGCUGUUCGUUUAGGGGAAGCAACGAGAAGAUAAAGGAGCAUGAAAAAACUGCAGUUGGGGCCCACAUGCUGCUUCUGCUGCAGCACAUAAAGCAGCUGAAGGCAAGCUUGUGCUCUGCUGCCAAAGCUGCAGAUGAGAGCACCUCCGAUCCGCAGGUCCUAGCGGGGCUGGAAAUCAACAGGGAUCUGGAAGUAGACUGUUUUCCUGGAACAUCUCCUUCCCAGGAUGAGUCUGUUCUGCAACAACUUGUGAGGGAGAAAGUGAUCUCUGAGCUAGAAAAUAAGCUGCAUGUGUUUGAGAAUAUUGUGGCAGUGCUCAAUAAAGAGGUGGAGACCUCCAACUUGGAAAUCACAGCCUUUCGGAGACAGAGGGAACUUGAUCAAAAUAUAAUACAAGGCCUUGAACUGAAGAUUGCAGAGUUGCACCGGUGCCUGCUGCAGAAGGAUGCAGGCCUGAGCAGUCUCCAUAAGAGUCUUCUGUUCUCUGAGCAAGCUUCCUACGAUGGAGUCUUUCUGUGGAAGAUAACGGAUGUUGGCAGGAAGUUACAAGACUCUGUGACUGGAAGAACAGUCAGUUUGUAUUCACCAGCUUUCUACACUGCAAAGUAUGGCUACAAGGUCUGCCUGAGGGUUUAUCUGAACGGGGACGGGACUGGAAAAGGAACCCACGUGUCCCUAUUCUUUGUUGUCAUGAAAGGAGACUAUGAUGCUUUGCUCCCGUGGCCUUUCAGGCACAAGGUUACAUUUAUGUUGCUUGACCAAAAUAACAGGGAACAUAUUAUUGAUGCAUUUCGCCCGGACUUGACUUCUGCUUCGUUUCAGAGACCGGUGAAUGAUAUGAAUGUUGCAAGUGGCUGUCCCAUGUUCCUUCCUUUGUCCAAAUUACAGUCACCUAAAUAUGCCUACGUGAAAGAAGACACACUUUUCCUUAAAUGCAUUAUAGAAACAAAUUAG